GAAAGGAAAGGGGGAGAGGCGGCCGCGUUUGCCGCUCGGCGCCGCGGUGAGGCGAGGCGAGGCGCCGGGGCCUGCCGGGCGCCCUUCCCGCGGCGGUGGUGGCAGUGGCGGCGGCCCUGGUCUCCUCUCCCAGAUUACAUGAUGGAAUUCACGUUUUCUCAAGAAAAGCUGCGCAUCUUGGAUCAGGACCGCUGAAGAUACCUUCUGAUCCCAACACCCAAAGCAGGGUCCUGUAACAAAUUUGUCAAAAGACCACGUACAAUGGAUCUCAAAGAGAGCUGCCCAAGUGUUAGCAUUCCCAGCUCCGAUGAACACAGAGAGAAGAAAAAAAGAUUUACUGUUUACAAGGUGUUGGUCUCCGUUGGCAGAAAUGAGUGGUUUGUCUUCAGACGUUACGCGGAGUUUGAUAAACUCUACAAUACGCUAAAGAAGCAAUUUCCCACCAUGAGCCUGAAGAUUCCAGCUAAAAGAAUAUUCGGAGAUAAUUUCGAUCCCGAUUUUAUUAAACAGAGAAGAGCGGGGCUGAAUGAAUUCAUUCAAAAUUUAGUUAGACAGCCAGAGCUAUGCAACCACCCAGAUGUCAGAGCAUUUCUUCAGAUGGAUAACCCAAAACACCAGUCGGAUCCAUCUGAAGAUGAAGAUGAAAGGAGCAGUCGAAAGUUAAACUCUACCUCACAGAAUAUCAACUUGGGACCAUCUGGAAAUCCUCAUGCGAAACCAACGGACUUUGAUUUCCUGAAAGUUAUUGGGAAAGGCAGCUUUGGCAAGGUUCUUCUUGCAAAACGAAAACUGGACGGGAAAUACUAUGCUGUCAAAGUGCUGCAGAAAAAAAUCGUCCUUAAUAGGAAAGAGCAAAAACAUAUUAUGGCUGAACGUAACGUGCUUUUGAAAAAUGUGAAACAUCCAUUUUUGGUUGGAUUACAUUACUCAUUCCAAACAACAGAAAAGCUUUACUUUGUCCUGGAUUUUGUUAAUGGAGGAGAGUAUGUAUUAUUUCAGUAUCUUGCACCAGAAGUCAUCAAGAAGCAGCCCUAUGACAACACAGUAGACUGGUGGUGCCUUGGUGCGGUUCUUUAUGAAAUGCUUUAUGGGCUGCCUCCUUUUUACUGCCGUGAUGUUGCUGAGAUGUAUGAGAAUAUUCUUCAUAAACCUCUAGUUUUGCGCCCAGGAAUCAGUCUCACAGCCUGGUCUAUUCUGGAAGAACUCUUGGAGAAAGAUCGGCAAAGCAGACUUGGAGCAAGGGAAGAUUUUCUUGAAAUUCAAAAGCACCCGUUCUUUGAAUCUCUCAGCUGGACUGAUCUUCUUCAGAAGAAGAUUCCGCCACCAUUUAAUCCUAAUGUGGUUGGACCAGAUGAUAUUGGGAAUUUUGAUGCAGUGUUUACAGAAGAAAUGGUCCCGUACUCAGUCUGCGUUUCUUCCGAUUACAACAUCGUUAAUGCCAGUGUCCUGGAGGCGGAUGAUGCAUUUGUUGGAUUUUCUUAUGCCCCACCUUGUGAAGAUAUGUUUUCCUAGGAAGUUAGAAGCCAACAGUGUUUGGGAAGUCUUGGGGUGAACUCAACCGUUAAGGUCAUGGACACAUUCCAAAAUAGCGUAACUAGUGCCUCGUUUUGUAUGUAGGUUUGAAACCUAUGAACAAAUUUUCUCUGCUGUAUAGGAGGAACUUGGGCAUUUUGGAAGGCUUUCUUUUGGGGUUUGAACUGUUUGUUCCUGCUGCAGAAAAUAUUUUUUAAAACCUUUAAAAAGCGUUCUCUACAUAUUUUUUAAGCAAAAACACUGACUGUUCUCCUCAGUCCCUUCAAGUUUACAUUCAUACCUAUCUAAGAUUUGGCUGGGACAAACAGCAGCAAAUUUAGUAAAUUUAUAAAUGCUUUUGUACCUAUUUACAGUGACUUUGUGCUUGAAUUGUAACUAUGCAAAUUGUCUUUUGUAUAUCCUGGUUUAAAAAAGGUAAAUGUUUUUCCCUGUUAUAUCAGUUUGAACUAGGUGUUAAUUUACCUGUCAGCACUUAAAUGAGGGACUAAUAUAAGUUAAGACCAAGAUUCUCAAAGGACUUCUACAGAAUGAAGAGUUGGUCGUGUCAAACUGGAUCGUUGGCUCUUGUUCUUGCUGAAGUACCCGUUCACUCCACUGGAGUAUGGGAGGUGUGGGGGAUUUCCAAGGGGAGGGUGGAACAAAUUAACUGGAUUGAUUUGAUAACGUUACUGAUCGUGUGUUCCGCUUUUCUUUCCUCCCUGAGAUAAAUACAUCUCUAUUUCAACUGCAUUAAAAAUAUUUUUUUUUUUGGUUAAAAAUCUGCUUUUCCAAAGAUAUAAUAUGCAAUAAUCACUGUUGCUUUGACCUUUUUGGGGGUGGGUGUUGAGGGGAUCAUGCCAAAUAUUAGGGAUUUUUCUCACGGAUUUAUAGUUUCAAACACUAAUGUGUUCCAAAUUGAUUGUAUUUCAACAUUCAUAGCCACUCAUCUUUGUGUUCCAGUUUGCACCAUUUCUAAAUCUUCACUUGAUAUUGGGGGGAAAAAAAAUGUAAAUUACGCUGAUAAUUUUAAAAAUGUGAAAAGCUCUUGUAUUUCUCUUAACAUACACGUGUAUGGACAAGCAGAUAAUACUGAACAAUUUCUGUUUAAGGAAAUUUUUUUAAACAAUGCAAAAAUUGACUGCAGUUACAGUGUAUAAAGGCUUAUCACGGUAGUAGUUUUAUUAUAUAUAUAUUACUUGUAAAUAACAACUUAUUUUUGUCUGUUAAUUCAAAA
Molecule: messenger RNA, 2746 nt
Organism: Calidris pugnax (ruff)
Lineage: Eukaryota; Metazoa; Chordata; Aves; Charadriiformes; Scolopacidae
Product: serine/threonine-protein kinase Sgk3
Exons: 14
Coding region: 262-1512 (416 amino acids)
Biological process (GO): protein phosphorylation
Molecular function (GO): phosphatidylinositol binding; protein serine/threonine kinase activity; ATP binding
Source: RefSeq, a predicted model, not a curated record